Scheffersomyces amazonensis is the source of this 2164-nucleotide messenger RNA. RefSeq lists its product as uncharacterized. Gene Ontology annotation, biological process: DNA replication initiation. Gene Ontology annotation, molecular function: chromatin binding. The record is from RefSeq and is a predicted model, not a curated record. NCBI's taxonomy places the organism in Eukaryota, Fungi, Ascomycota, Pichiomycetes, Serinales, Debaryomycetaceae. The transcript has a single exon. Gene Ontology annotation, cellular component: nucleolus. Bases 30 to 2105 code for a protein of 691 amino acids.
CAAUUAGUAGAAUCUGUUUUAAGAACAAGAUGGCUAAAAGGAAAAAUAGUGCCAAGGAGAUAGAGAAGAGAAAGAAACUCAAGCAGGAACAACAGGACAAAUUGUUGUCUGCUGGUGUGUUCAAUAAGAAACAAUCUCUUGAGACAGAUCAAGACGAUGAGCAUGCUUGGGAAAAUGAAGAACAAGACUAUGAACUUAGACCUAGAAAUGUGGCUAAAGCUGUAGUUGAAGGAUUACCCAUUAAAACUAGUGAUGGGAAAAUAGAACGAGUAGUGAGAGAAGUAGUUGCGGAAGUUGAAGAAGAAGAAGAAGUUGAACCUGAAGAUGAUAAGGCAGAAAUCGAUUCACAAACUCAAAUUGAAGAUGAAGAAGAAGACGAAGAUUCACAUUUAAGUCCUAGAGAAAGAUUGAAUAAGAUUAAAGAAGAGAUUGCAGAUUUAGCCUCCAAAUUAAUUGAAGAUCCUGAAGAAAAUAUUGCAUGUUUAACUAGAUUAAGAAAAAUGUCUGAAUCAAAAAAUGUCAUUACUAGUCAAUUAUCAAUAAUGUCACUUAUACCUGUAUUUAAAUCAUUAGCUCCAUCUUAUAAGAUUAGACCUUUAACAGAUACAGAAAAGAGAGAAAAAGUUAGUAAAGAUAUAAUGAAACUUCGUAAUUUUGAACAAAGUUUAUUAUCUAAUUAUGUUCAAUAUAUUGAUAAUUUAUCUAAACUUGCUAAAGUAAGUUAUUCAAAUUCUUUAAAUAAUUCUAAAAUAAGUCCUCAGCAAAUUAAGCUAGGUUCAAUUGCAUCCAAAGCCGCAUGUGAAUUAUGUCUAUCAUCUCUUAGACAUUUUAAUCAUCGUGCUGAAUUAUUUUCAAUAAUCAUUAGAAGAUUAAAUAGAAAGCCUAGUCAUGAAGAUGAUUUACAGAUAUUUACUAAAUGUUUAAGAGGGUUAGAAACUCUUUUAAAAGAUGAUGAAGAAAAUGGUGAUAUUUCAUUUGAUAUAACUAAAUUAUUAAUUCGAUCUAUUAAAGAUAAAAAAUUCCGAGUGGAUGAAUCGGUAUUAAAUAUAUUUCUUUCACUUAAAAUUUUAGAAGAUUAUAAUCCUUAUGAAUCAGAAAAUCAAGCAUCUCAAAAGCCCAAAUUGAAAAAGAAAGAUCGUGUACAUAUAUCUAAAAAGGAACGUAAGGCAAGAAAGGAACGUAAAGAAAUUGAAGAAGAAUUACAAAAGGCUCAACAUUCUAUUACUGUUGAAGAACGAGAAAAGUAUCAAUCACAAAUUUUAAAAGAUUUAUUAACAUUAUACCUUGAAAUUUUAAAAUCAGGUUCUUCAACCACUCCUAAUGAUGCAACUUUACUUAUGGCAUCAGUUCUUGAAGGUUUAUCAAAAUUUGGUCAAAUGGCAAAUUUUGAUUUAUUAGGAGAUUUUCUUGAAGUAUUACGAGAAAUUAUGACUGAUAUAAUAGAUGAUCAUAGAGAAGAAGGUGGACAAUAUGAUGGGAAACAAAUUAGAACUAUACUUUUAUGUAUUGUUACUUCAUUUUCACUUGUAUUAAAUCAUCAAUCAAAUGGUAGAUUACCCAUGACUAUUGAUUUAUCUAAAUUUAUUUCUAAUUUAUACUUAAUUCUUGCAGAUUUAUCACUUGAUUGUGAUGUUGAAUUUAGUCAUAAAUCUCUUCGAUUAAUGGAUCCAUUAAGUAAUUCAAAUGAAAAGCCUUCAGUUAAUGUUUCUACUAAAUCAGAACUUUUAUUAAGAUGUCUUGAUUUCAUUUUUUUCCGAUCUAGAAAUGGAUCUUCAUUCCGAGCUAAUUCAUUUAUAAAGAGACUUUAUAUGGUAUUAUUACAUACACCAGAAAAGACAAGUUUAGCAGGAUUAAAAUUUGUGGGUAAAUUACUUAGUAGAUAUGAUGAGAAUCUUAAAUAUUUAUGGAAUACUGAUGAAUCUAUAGUAGAAGGUUCAUAUAUUCUUGGAAUUGAACAACCUCAUAUUGAUGUUGAAUUAGAAAGAUGUAAUUCAGGAGCUGCUACACUUUGGGAAAAUGUAUUAUUAGAGAAUCAUUAUUGUCCAGUAGUGAGAGAUGGUGCACGAUCAUUAAUGAAGAAUAGUAAACCCAACGAUAGACGAUAAAUAGACAUACAUAGUAUAUUGUAAAUAUAGAAUCUUAAUGCAUACAUUAUUACUAUAAA